GCUCGUAUUUUCUUUAUCACGAUGAAUUCGUAAAAACAAACGUGUAGUCUUACACAUUUUGGCCGGAUUUGUGGCACAUAUUCCCUCAAAUAACUGAGGUGUUGGACAGAAAGGAAGAAUAAAUGUCCAUUUCCUUGGUAGUUCUCAGAUUUGAGGUUGCAGAUAAUUUGCCAGGGCCCCAAGGUUUAGAUUACUGUGCCCCUGGAUUUAUGGCUUGUAAAGAAAUUUCAGCAUCAGAAGAGGGCAAACUCACAAGUGGAGAAGAAAAAGAGCCCAUGUCUACUGAUGCUAUCUCUGAGGAAAAAAUGAAAGUUCAUCGGGGUGAAAGAUAUGUUCAUGACAUUCACAUUGAAACUCAUGCAAGGAGUAGUGACAAAGAUACAAACUUGGAUUCUGCUCAUGGAGACGAAAAAGAGGAGAAAAGUGUAGGACAGGGAAAGAUAGCUUUCUUCUGUGGAAAUCCAAUGGUAGAGAUCAUCCAGGGAAUUAUUCACAUCUACAAGAACAAUGACAUGACUUUGUUAAGUGACGGAGUCCAGCGGAGUGAAAUGGUCUGCAUGUUAGCUGUCCCUGCUAAGAGGACAUGCAAGGAUCUUAUGGAGUUUGUAGCUCCUUCAGAGGAGUUUAUUGAAUGUGUCAAGAUCAUCAGAGAUAGCAACCCAAAUCAUUACAUGGUUCUUGUCAAAUUCAGGAAUCAGGAAAUUGCAGAUGAUUUCUACAAUACAUACAAUGGCCAUCAUUACAAUCUCUUAGAGGAUGAGGUUUGUCAUUUAGUGUAUGUUGCUAAAGUGGAGACCAAGAAAUUAUCAGAAGGAGGAAGUCUGCCAUGUGAAGGACUGACUGAACUGCCGAAAUGCCCAGUGUGCUUAGAACGUAUGGAUGAAUCUGUCGAGGGAGUUCUAACAAUUUUAUGUAAUCACUCAUUUCACGGAAGCUGCCUGUCUAAAUGGACUGAUACGACUUGUCCAGUAUGCAGAUAUUCCCAGACUCCUCAGCCCGUCGAUGAUAACAAGUGUUUUGAGUGCGAUUCAAGUGAGAGCCUGUGGAUUUGUCUCAUUUGCGGUCACAUUGGUUGUGGUAGAUAUCUUAGAUCUCACGCGAAAAGACAUUUCCAGGAAACACAUCAUACAUAUUCCUUAGAGCUUGGAACACAGCGAGUUUGGGACUACACAGGAGACAACUUUGUUCAUCGUCUGAUCCAGAAUAAAACCGACGGCAAGCUUGUUGAAUAUGGCUCAGAACAACAG
This is a messenger RNA of Pocillopora damicornis (cauliflower coral), 1247 nucleotides long. RefSeq names its product BRCA1-associated protein. Gene Ontology annotation, molecular function: ubiquitin protein ligase activity; zinc ion binding. The record is from RefSeq and is a predicted model, not a curated record. Gene Ontology annotation, cellular component: cytoplasm. Gene Ontology annotation, biological process: protein ubiquitination; Ras protein signal transduction. Lineage: Eukaryota; Metazoa; Cnidaria; Anthozoa; Scleractinia; Pocilloporidae.